Triticum aestivum (bread wheat) is the source of this 1004-nucleotide messenger RNA. RefSeq lists its product as uncharacterized. NCBI's taxonomy places the organism in Eukaryota, Viridiplantae, Streptophyta, Magnoliopsida, Poales, Poaceae. Bases 57 to 455 code for a protein of 132 amino acids. The transcript has 2 exons. The record is from RefSeq and is a predicted model, not a curated record.
UGGGGCCAGUUAGUUAUUCUGAGGGUAGAUCGGUCAUUUUCUUUGGAAAUUUCCCCAUGGCAAUGUCAUCUCCCGAUCCACUCGUCUCAUCUCACCGGAACCUUCCCCCGCGGCAGCCCUGGAAUACCACCGUCAAGAAACUCCCCGGCUACCUCCUGCAGCGCCGGCGCGAGGACCUGGGCGACGGGGCGGGGCGAGGUCCUGGAGGCAAUCCCCGGUUGUGCUUGGUCGUAGUUUUCGCGAGAGGGAGCCACGGGCGCGAGGACAUGGGUCAGGAGCUGGCCGAAGACGCCGGUGCGAGGACCAUGGCUUGGGGUCGCUCCCCCACGGCCCUGCCGACGCCGGCGCGAGUUCCUGGAGUCGAACCCCCGGCUGAGUUUGGCGUAGUGGUCGACCAAACGGAGCAAGGUUGGCAAAAAAGGAGCAUUUCAAAGCUUGGCAUUAUCUCAGCAUAGUCACAACGUAGGGGGGGCAACAUUGUCAGCAACUUUGAAGGCCACGUUGUUGCAAUCUUCCAAAUGUGCUAGCAGCAAAAAAAGGCGAGUGCAUAUUGUUAAUCUCCUUGAAACAAAACUCUCUUCUUCUUUUUUUCAAAUUGCUUUACUGACCAUGCUCUGUUUUUCAAGGAUGAGUAAAUUACAGGCAAUCAGGAACCAGCAGCUACUUCUUCCAUCAAUUCUUCAAUCUUUGCUCCAUAUUUUUGCUCAUAACUAUCCAUCGGUUCCUAGUUUGCAUAUAGGCUGAAGUUCUUGUUUCAAAUACUUGGAGACACUUUUGAUCCAGUGGCAACUUGCGGGCGUAAAUAAUGUACGUUAUAAUGUCACAGAAGGGAGUUUCACAGUUCGUAUUGUAUGUCAUGGACGCUGUCAGAUUAUGGUGAAUCCAUUUCAUGCAGUUUACUUUCAGUUCUUCCGAACAUAUGUCAUGUACAAUAAAUUUCAGAGUCCAGACAGAAAUUUAGGAACCAAUGAUGUUUAUCGAGUGAAAGAAAUUGCAUUAUGGCA